Messenger RNA from Cynara cardunculus var. scolymus (artichoke), 3322 nucleotides. RefSeq names its product calcium-transporting ATPase 9, plasma membrane-type. Gene Ontology annotation, cellular component: intracellular membrane-bounded organelle; membrane. Gene Ontology annotation, biological process: calcium ion transmembrane transport. The record is from RefSeq and is a predicted model, not a curated record. The coding region runs from base 1 to 3228 and encodes 1075 amino acids. Gene Ontology annotation, molecular function: ATP binding; calmodulin binding; ATP hydrolysis activity. NCBI's taxonomy places the organism in Eukaryota, Viridiplantae, Streptophyta, Magnoliopsida, Asterales, Asteraceae. The transcript has 33 exons.
AUGACUACUAGCGGAACCUCUCCAUCCAGUAGCCGUCCUCCUCCCGACAUUGAAAGCGGUGUUGUUCCCAUCACUGAUCCCGAUGACGAUUUUGACGACCCUUUCGAUAUCACCACUACCAAGAAUGCCUCCACCGACUCCCUCAGACGCUGGAGGCAAGCUGCCCUUGUGCUUAAUGCUUCUCGCCGCUUCCGGUACACAUUGGACUUGAGAAAGAAUGAAGAUCAAGAAAAAAGGAGGAGGAUGAUCAGGUCACAUGCUCAAGUCAUAAGGGCUGCAUUGCUAUUCAAAUUGGCUGGCGAACGAGCAAUUGUGCUAGGGACCACAGUAUCUCCUCCAUCUCCAAGUGGUGGUUAUGGUAUUUCACUCGAGCAACUUAUUUCAAUGACCAGGGACCACAAUAUAUCUGCUUUUCAUCAAUAUGGCGGGGUCAAAGGAUUAUCUGAGAUGUUGAAAACCGAUCUGGAUAGGGGAGUACCUGGAGAUGAUUGUGAAUUAUCAGACCGGAGGAAUGCCUUUGGAUCCAACACAUAUCCUGUGAAAGAAGGACGAAGCUUCUUAAGGUUUCUUUGGGAAGCUUGGCAAGAUUUAACCCUUAUUAUAUUAAUAGUAGCUGCCGCAGCAUCACUGGUGCUAGGAAUAAAGACAGAGGGUCUUGAAGAAGGAUGGUAUGAUGGAGGAAGCAUAACAUUUGCUGUUCUUCUGGUUAUUUUUGUGACUGCAACCAGUGAUUAUAGACAGUCCCUGCAGUUUCAGAACCUAAAUGAGGAAAAGCGAAAUAUACGGAUAGAGAUAACUAGAGGUGGGAGAAGAGAGAAGGUUUCAAUAUAUGACGUUGUUGUUGGUGAUGUAAUACCUCUUAAAAUAGGUGAUCAGGUCCCUGCUGAUGGUCUCCUAAUUAAGGGUCACUCUCUAGCCAUUGAUGAAUCUAGCAUGACCGGGGAAAGCAAGAUUGUGCAUAAGGAUCAAAAAGCACCUUUUCUGAUGUCUGGCUGCAAGGUAGCAGAUGGCACUGGAACUAUGCUGGUCACUAGUGUGGGAAUAAACACCGAAUGGGGAUUGUUGAUGGCAAGCAUAUCGGAAGAUACUGGUGAAGAAACCCCCUUGCAGGUACGCUUGAAUGGUGUUGCAACAUUUAUAGGUAUAGUUGGGCUUGCGGUGGCAUUACUUGUGCUGGCUGUCCUUAUGGCUAGAUUCUUCACUGGUAACUCAAAAAAUCGUGAUGGAACUGUCCAAUUUGUCCGUGGACAGACCAGUGUUAGCGAAGCAGUUGAUGGGGUCAUAAAGAUUUUUACUGCUGCCGUCACCAUUGUAGUUGUUGCAGUUCCGGAAGGCCUUCCAUUAGCUGUAACACUGACGUUAGCAUACUCAAUGAAGAAGAUGAUGGCAGACAAGGCCCUGGUUCGUAGACUCUCAGCUUGUGAAACUAUGGGCUCUGCAACUACUAUCUGCAGCGAUAAAACUGGAACGUUAACCCUGAAUCAGAUGACUGUUGUUGAGGCUUAUGUUGGGCAAAAAAAAAUUGACCCCCCUGAAGAUGGCUUGCAAUAUCAUUCUACUGUUGCCUCCUUGUUAAACGAGGGAAUUGCACAGAACACUUCAGGCAGUGUUUUCUCUUCCAAGGAUGGUGCAUGUAUAGAGGUUUCUGGAUCUCCAACAGAAAAGGCUUUACUCCAAUGGGGUGUCAAGAUUGGGAUGAACUUUGAUGUUGUCAGAUCACAAUCUACCCUCCUACAUGUCUGUCCUUUUAACUCUUCCAAGAAGCGAGGGGGGGUUGCAUUACGAGGGGCUGACUCUCAAGUCCAUAUACAUUGGAAGGGAGCAGCUGAAAUAGUGUUAGCUUCAUGCAAAGAAUAUCUUGAUACAAAUGGUUCCUUGCAGCCCACUGAUAAGGAUAUGGAAUAUCUUAAGAAAGCUAUCGAGGAGAUGGCUGCAAGGAGCUUGCGGUGUGUUGCAAUUGCGUACAGAAACUUUGAAAUAGAUGAGAUUCCUGUAGAGGAAGAGCAAUUGGCAGAAUGGAAUUUACCUGAAGAUGACCUUAUUUUGCUUGCCAUUGUGGGUAUAAAGGAUCCUUGUCGUCCAGGUGUCAAAAAUGCAGUAAAAAUAUGUACAGAUGCUGGUGUGAAGGUUCGGAUGGUCACUGGGGAUAAUAUUCAAACAGCAAAAGCAAUUGCCAUCGAGUGUGGAAUUCUAUCUUCAGGUGAAGAUGCAACAGAGCCAAAUAUCAUCGAGGGAAAGACAUUUCGUGAGUACUCCGAGAAAGAAAGAGAACAUACUUCAAAGCAAAUAUCGGUGAUGGGAAGGUCUUCCCCAAGUGAUAAGCUAUUGCUCGUGCAAACACUUCGUAAGCUUGGGGAAGUUGUUGCUGUUACUGGAGAUGGUACAAAUGAUGCCCCUGCACUUCAUGAGGCUGAUAUAGGUCUUGCCAUGGGCAUUCAAGGAACUGAAGUUGCAAAAGAAAGUUCUGAUAUCAUCAUUUUGGAUGAUAAUUUUGCUUCAGUUGUAAAGGUUGUCCGCUGGGGUCGCUCUGUUUAUGCAAAUAUUCAGAAGUUUAUCCAGUUCCAGCUUACAGUUAACGUUGCAGCCCUUGUUAUAAAUGUUGUGGCAGCUGUUUCCUCUGGAGAUGUACCUCUAAACACUGUGCAGCUUCUUUGGGUUAAUCUCAUCAUGGACACCCUCGGAGCACUGGCAUUGGCAACUGAACCUCCAACAGAUCAUCUCAUGCACAGAUCUCCUGUUGGCCGAAGGGAGCCUCUUGUAACAAAUAUCAUGUGGAGGAACUUGAUUAUCCAGGCUCUAUACCAAGUUGCAGUUCUCCUUGUCUUGAACUUCCGUGGUACAGCUAUUCUCAACUUAAAGAAUGAUGAAAGGGGAAAUGCUGUGAAGAACACCUUGAUAUUCAAUGGAUUUGUCCUGUGUCAAAUAUUCAAUGAGUUCAAUGCUCGAAAACCAGAUCAAAUGAAUGUAUUUUCUGGAGUGACUAAAAACUAUCUUUUUAUGGGGAUAGUAGGAACGACCUUAAUUCUUCAGAUCAUCAUUAUUCAAUUCCUUGGGAAGUUCACAUCAACAGUUAGACUUGAUUGGAGUCUAUGGGUUGUCUCAAUUGUUAUUGGCAUUUUCAGCUGGCCUCUUGCCAUUGUUGGAAAGCUCAUCCCAGUUCCACAGACUCCCUUGGCCAGGGUCUUCAGCAAACCAUAUCAACGCUGCAUUGCUUCUCGUCAUCGUUGAAUUCGCUUAUAUUGUAUUCAUUUACAUGGAGCAAGUAGCCUUGUUCUUUUAAUUGCAAGAUCAGGUGUUUAUUAUAUUUAAUACUCGUGCCACC